AUGUCAGCGCUGGCACAGCCUCAGGGAGCCGUUUGCAACCCGAAGUUUGACCAAUGCCCCUCUUCCAGUGGAAAGCCUAAUCACGCAGAUAUCCUGCUUGUAAACUUACAGUAUGUCUCAGAAGUGGAAAUAAUUAAUGACCGCACGGAAACGCCUCCUCCUUUAGCUUCACUCAAUGUUAGCAAGCUUGCCAACAAAGCGCGGACGGAGAAGGAAGAGAAGAUGAGCCAGGCGUAUGCAAUUAGUGCUGGUGUCUCUCUGGAGGGGCAGCAGCUCUUCCAGACUAUACAUAAGACCAUUAAAGACUGUAAAUGGCAGGAGAAGAACAUAGUUGUGAUGGAAGAAGUCGUUAUCGCCCCUCCCUAUCAAGUGGAAAACUGUAAAGGCAAAGAGGGAAGCGCGCUGAGUCACGUACGCAAAAUAGUGA
Charadrius vociferus (killdeer) is the source of this 427-nucleotide messenger RNA. RefSeq names its product LSM12 homolog (S. cerevisiae) (gene LSM12). The record is from RefSeq and is a predicted model, not a curated record. The annotation marks the transcript as partial. The transcript has 4 exons. NCBI's taxonomy places the organism in Eukaryota, Metazoa, Chordata, Aves, Charadriiformes, Charadriidae.